Messenger RNA from Mesocestoides corti, 2148 nucleotides. Lineage: Eukaryota; Metazoa; Platyhelminthes; Cestoda; Cyclophyllidea; Mesocestoididae. The record is from the annotation of a GenBank genome assembly.
AUGGAGCUUCGCCUUGUAGUGAAUGCGAACGCAAGUAUGCAAAACCAGGUGGCGGCAAAAGAUCGAGAACUGAAGUCCUACAGUCGACGAUCCGAUGACUUGUCGCUCAAACUGGAGAUCAUAAACAGGUGGUGCGAAUGGCUUGCUCAAUCUCCCCGUUCCCAACGCGUGCGGCCUACUGAAAGCCCCAGCUUUGCUAUUAAUGAGGACAGCACAAGGUGGAAAGCGUCGUUUGAUGAACUCUGCCGACUUGACCAGCAAAUCGAACGGUUGCGGUCCCAGCGUCGCCCUCAUCCCACUGUGGCCAGGUCAAACGCAGCACCUAAGCCUCCUCCUUCCUACUGUCCGCCAGAGGCUCAACCUACCGGUCGUCCUCCCAAGCCGGCGAAUCACGAGUUUGGCCGCCAUUCAAUUACUGGAGCCCCUAAGCGCAAUUCCACUCCUGUACCUUCACCUCGGUUCAAUCGCCCCGCCUCCGCACCGGUCGACAACUCUACCCAGCCCUCUACUUCUGCUCCUCAAACAGAGAUCUCCAACUUUACCGCUAGAUCUGGCGCCUUGUUCUGUCCUGAUCUGCCCUCCCCUAGCCCAGUCCCUCUAAAACCACGCUACGCCUCACAGAAAGUGAUCAAUGCCACCUACCUUACCCCUCCUCAACGGCGCAAUGUUCACACAGACGAAUACAAGCGCUCAGCUAGUGAGUACUUUCAAGCCCAAAUGGCAUCGCGACAACUUCAAAGCGUUGAAUUUCUGCUCCCGGAAGCCACAAAACUGUCCGCUAAUGACUUGCCCAGCGAUUUACCAGAAACAGCUGUCCCCUAUUCUGAGGAAGAAUCAACCUCAACCACCUCUACUAGUAGUAGCUCUCUGGCACCUUCGAAAACUACGCAAAACACUGUGGCUGUCAUUGAUGGUAGCGAAGAUAGCGCGAUUGCAGAUAGUGAGGGUUUGCCUGCAGCCAGCCAAGAGUCUCCAAAAAAGGAUGGUGAGGAAGGCGAGGUUGGCAUGAAACCGAUUCUUCGGAGGACUGCAGAUGAGGGAGAUGAGGCGGAGAGGGAGGGAGAAGUUGGUUCCCCAAAGGCCGGAGUUCGAUUUCACCCACUUGCCUUGCUUCUUGAUGCUGCACUGGAAGGGGAUUUGGCGCUGGUUAAGAAGGCGGCCGCGGAGGUAUCUGACGUCUCAGAGGCUAACGAUGAGGGUAUCACGGCUCUUCAUAAUGCCGUCUGUGCAGGUCGCGUCGAUGUGGUAGAGUUUCUCGUUAAGGAGGCCGGUGCAGACGUCAAUGCCGGUGACACAGACGGGUGGACGCCGCUUCACUGUGCUGCAUCCUGUGGAAAUGUGGAGCUUGCGCGUAUUCUUGUGGAAAAUGGGGCUGCGUUACAUGCUCGUACUCUUUCCGACCAUGAGACCUCACUGGAUAAAUGCGACCAAGGUGAUGGGGAUGCUGAAUGCGAACGGUACCUUUCAGCUGAAAUAGAGCUCUUAGGCCGUGCAGAUAACGGCCGGGUGUAUGCACUUUUCCCUCGUGGUCUGGAGGCCGCAGGACCCGGCUCGCCAGACGCCUACAUCGAACCCGACGAGCUGCCCAUUUGGCCCAACGAGGAGCUCCGCAUUAUCGAUCGGUGUCCAGCUGGAGAACCAGAUUGGAUGCUCGCGGAGAAGUCAGGCGAGGGUAACAAGCAGCAGGGUCUCGUUCCUCUCGCCUUCAUCUCCCGUUUCCCCGUGGUUAGAAUACCACCUGCCAGUCAACCAAUGCCUUCUCUAGCGUCUUCUGCGAAACCGAACUCGCGUCAGUAUCGACCACCAAGUCCAAUAGAGGAAGAAGAGGAGGCUUCCAGUACUGAAACAGAGAUGGCCGAUGACAGCGAAAGUCCUCAGAUGGUCGAGAAGGAGGACUUAGAUACUGAAGAGGCCGCACAUGGUGGAGGCUCAGGGGAACCAGGUGACCGUAGCAAAUCUAAUGGAACCGACCUCGAGGCGUGCCAGAUGCUAUCGCACCUAUGCAUCCACUCACUUCAUUCAAUGGAGAUCUCUGAUGCUCCCACCCCUCACCCCAUUCCGUCGCUUCGCGCCGACCCCCAUUCCCCUCUGUACACACCGUCUCCACCUCUUGUUGUGACUAUUUUUGUACACUCGCGGUUUUUUUAG